Messenger RNA from Danio rerio (zebrafish), 2856 nucleotides. Lineage: Eukaryota; Metazoa; Chordata; Actinopteri; Cypriniformes; Danionidae. The record is from RefSeq and is a predicted model, not a curated record.
UUGCACGUGUAUAUUAAAGCUGGUUCGAGUUUCUUCAAACAGUGUUGGUUUGACUCUUGAGGCUGUUGGAGGUUUUGCGUGCUGUACUUCUAUACAUAUAACAUUUGAAGAACAUUUUGGAUUCCUGCGUUUACUAAAGAUGCCAGGAGAAAGACAGUCAAUUCGAGAUAACUCUGCUGUCGGCCGAUUCCACGGCGUUUCAGCAAGGAAUGGAGAAGCCGUCGCGGAGAAACCCAGCGAGAGUAAAACGAAGAAACCGGAGAGCGGCUGCAGGCGCUGGCUACGAAAGGCUUGUCCAUGCUGCUUACGCCGACAGAGCAACUCUUAUGAUUUAACCAGUGAAGCGGAUGGUGUGGUUGCUGGAAAUGAAGAAAUCGAACAGCCGGCGUCUCCAGUGUCUGUCAGUGUAGAAACCAAUGUGGACGAUUUGUCUCUAGUGGUGCGAUCUGUGGAUCUGCUCAGCCGGAAAACUGACCGUAAUAAGAAGGAGCAUCACACGGAUCAGUACAGUGGAGAUCAGCUGAUCAUCCGCAGAGGACAGACUUUCCAGAUUGAGCUGGAGCUCUCACGACCCUUCAACCCAAACACCGAUAAACUACACCUGGAGCUGAAGACAGGAGCGCUCCCACUGGUGUCCAAAGGGACGCACAUCAUCAUCCCACUGGUGGAGGAGCUACAGGAUGAACGCUGGGAGGCCAAGAUUGUGGAGCAGAACCUCAACCGGGCCAAGCUGUCCAUCAACUCAUCCGUCAAUGCUGUUAUAGGAAAAUACACGCUGACUGUCGUAACCCAGUGUCUAAAGACGAACGAAUCUACCACACACGAUCCUGAAAAAGACAUUUACAUGCUCUUCAAUCCCUGGUGUGAAGAUGAUGCUGUGUUCAUGGAGGGAGAGAGAGAGCUGAAUGAGUACGUCCUCAAUGACACCGGCAGGAUCUACUACGGCACAGAGAAGCAGAUCGGAGCUCGGACAUGGAACUUCGGUCAGUUUGAUGAAGGGAUUCUGGAGGCCUGUCUGUUUGUGCUGGAUAACAGUGAAGUUCCUCCAUCAGGAAGAGGAGAUCCGGUUAAUGUUGUCCGGGUCAUUUCUGCCAUGAUCAACUCUCCGGAUGACCGUGGUGUUCUGGAGGGAAACUGGUCUGGGAAUUACACUGGAGGAACGUCUCCCACCGCAUGGAGUGGAAGUGUUGAAAUUCUCAAGCAAUACCACAGAGAAGGAGGAACGCCGGUCAAAUACGGACAGUGCUGGGUGUUCUCUGGAGUCACAACCACAGUGUUGAGAUGUCUUGGUAUUCCUGCCCGGUCCGUAACAAACUUCCAGUCUGCCCACGAUACGGAUGUGUCCUUGACCACAGAUGUGUAUUUUGAUGAGGAUAUGGAGCCGAUCCAUCAUCUCAACUCUGACUCCGUAUGGAACUUCCAUGUGUGGAAUGACUGCUGGUUGGCACGUCCGGAUCUGCCUCCUGGUUUUGGCGGGUGGCAGGCGGUGGACUCCACACCUCAGGAGACCAGUCAUGGGACGUUUCGCUGCGGUCCGGCGUCUCUGGCUGCGGUUCGCUCUGGACAGGUCUAUCUCAAAUACGACGUGCCGUUCGUCUUCGCUGAGGUGAACAGUGACAAGAUCUACUGGCAGAGAAACCUGGACGGCACCUUCAGUCAGAUCCACAGUGAGAAGAAGGCUGUGGGUCACUGCAUCAGCACUAAAGCUGUGGGCUCCGAUGAACGAGUCGACAUCACAGACGUCUACAAAUACCCUGAAGGCUCAGAGGAGGAGCGUAUCGCGGUGGAAACGGCCUGUCGGUAUGGCAGUAAGCCGGAUGUGUACUCGAGCGCCAUGGCGGAGGACGUGCAGGUGGAGGUGCGGAUGGAGGGAGAAGGUCCUCGUAUGGGUGGAGAUGCUCAGUUGAAGAUUGUGGUGAAGAACAUGAGCUCUCAGCCACGCAGAACCACCCUUCACAGCCAGGCGGCAGUCAUGUACUACACCGGCGUGCUGAAGGACACCGUGAAGAAGGACAAGCUCAGUGUGGAGCUCAUGCCACAGGAAGAAAAGGUCAUCGAGUGGACCCUGCCUUACACACAGUACCAGAAUCAGCUGGUGGAUCAGGCUGCGCUCAUGCUGACUCUGUCUGGAAGGGUCAGUGAGACCCAGCAGGUUCUGGCCAACCAGACAUCCUUUAGGCUCCGCACACCUGACCUCCAGAUUGAGCCCAUCGGAGAGGCGUAUGUGGGUAAAGAGGCGUCUGCCAAGAUCAGCUUCACCAAUCCUCUGCCCUGCACUCUGCGUAAUGUGGUUGUCCGAGUGGAAGGACUGGGGCUCCGAGACCUGCAUCCCAUCAAAGUCGGUGAUGUGGGCAAGCAUGGUAAAGUAAUGGUGACGGAGCACUUCAUCCCAUCUAUAGCUGGCGAGAGGAAGCUGGUGGCGUCACUGGACUGUAAACAGCUGACGCAGGUUCACGGUGUGGCCGAUAUCAUCGUUCACGAAAGCCAGUGAUUUCACACUCUCUAGCUUCACAGCAUUAAUUCAGUAUUCAGAACUGCAUUAACCAUGUUUACACUGAGCUACCAGGUCAUUUCUUUAAAAGCUCGUCAUCUUUAAAGGAGGGACCCUCCCUUUCGCAUAGUUUUAUUGGAAAUGUCCCACUUUUCCCAAUUGUUCCUACUGUAUUUCUCUAAUUUUACAGAUCACCUAUUUACAGAUUAUUUAUUUAGCUUUGCUUUACUGUUUGUAUUACCUGCUUUUGAAAAAAAAAAAAACAUUUAGAGGUAUUAUCUACAUUCACCGGCCACUUUAUUAGGUUCACCAUGCUAGUACCGAGUUGGACCCCUUUUUGUGUUCAACUGCCUUAAUCCUUCAUG